Funneliformis geosporum is the source of this 1089-nucleotide messenger RNA. The record is from the annotation of a GenBank genome assembly. NCBI's taxonomy places the organism in Eukaryota, Fungi, Glomeromycota, Glomeromycetes, Glomerales, Glomeraceae.
AUGACGCUCAUGAUACGUGCAAAAGCUUAUGAUGUCAUUCGCGAAAACAAUCCUUAUCAUGAUGAUACCCGCGAAAACCUUUCUUGUGAUGACACCUGCGAAAAAAUUUCUUGUGAUAAUCAAAAUGCUGAUGCUUUAGCUUCUUCACAUCAAGUGGGUUAUGUAACAAGUGAUGAUUAUGAAAAUGAAUUGGUUGUACCAAAUGAAGGUUCUUUCCUUUUGCGAAAGAUUUUAGAUGAAUUGCGAGCGUUUAAACUUGUAAAAGAAAUGGAUAAUAAAUUCAAUAAUAAAGACAACUCGACGAAAUCAACUCAAAUAACUUGUGAAGAAGUUUUUAAUGCAACCGAGAAAUGCAACACCUGUCAAAAAUCGUUAUAUGAUCAAGGCGGCUUGUCCCUUUAUACGGGCGAUACACCACCAUCUCAAUGUCCAACGAAAAUUGUCUAUGGUAACUUCCUCUUUAAAGAAUAUGAAAAUGCAGAAGUUGAUCAAGCUAUGGAAAAAAUCAAAACGGAUUGUGCUAACGAAUUUUCUGUUCCUUUGGAUUUAACUGUCGACCCUAAAACCAUUGAUGUUAACACGUUGUUAGCUUAUGAUACAUUCAUCGCGUAUUACGGUGGUAUUCCCACUCAUGAAUCGAUUUGUCUCUUGAAUGAUCAAGGAGAAUAUUGUUACUACAAAAUCAUUGAUAAUUAUGUCGAAUACAUCAAGAAAGAAAUUAACGGCGAUACAAAUGUUAGUAUUUCUCUUGAUGGAAAAAGCAUUUUCCUCCACAAUGGAACUGCGAAAGAAAUUCCAAAAGAUUUGAAUUGCGGUGAAUGUUGGACUAAAAUUGCAAAUAAUUACUUAACCUACUUCGAAGAACAUAAAUUGGAUGAACAACUUGAAAAGAAUAUUUUUGGCGGUUAUGAUGAAAUGAAAAAAGAAUUUGAAGCGACAUGCGAGGAUAGCACUGAUACUGAAGGAGUUGAUUUUGUUGAAGAUGAUUCAGAACUCAGUGUAAGACCCAUAGAUAAAAUAAGUUCAAGAAAAAUUAAGAGAGGUGGUGAUUCUGCCACUCGUUCACUUUUUAGCAUCAUCAGAGGAUGA